GCAGGUGGUUCUGGUACCGACUCAGAUCUGAGUUUUUCUGGGAGCAGAACCAGAAGAACUCAGAUCUUUUAUUAAAAAUAAUCUGCUAUAAGCUCAUAUAUAAUCUGACUCUGAGGUGUGUGAAAGAUAAGCUCUGAGUGAACUGGGAACACUGGGAACCACUCUCCACUCCGGCCGGCAGGGGGCGCUGAAUAAACGGAACUCUGUGGCUGCGGAUCCGACUCAGGACGAUCCGGUUCCGUAAACAUGUGUGCGGACCUGAGCCGAACCCAGCGAAACCUGCUGGUCUGUGAGCGGUCCAGUUUUCUGGACGAAAAGAACCGGGUCAGCUCCCAGGUGGAGCAGCUGCGCUUCAACUACAAGGUAUCUGUGCUGCUACCUGAGUGUGGCUCCGCCCCCUCUCACCUGGAGUCCAUCCUGAACAGCUUCAGCAGCUUCUUCCUGAUCAAGCAGCUGCCCUUAUAUGAGCUGCUGGACAAAGACUUCCUGCAGAGCGCUGUGUACCAAGGCAGCGUGUACGCUCUGUCUUUCAGAACUCGGAUCGACGAGGAUAACUGCGUUGCUCUGAUGCCAAACGGUCACCUGGUGUUCUCUCUGGAUAAGGACACCUUCGAAACUCUGGGCCUUGAGGGCCGACCUUCCAGAUCCAACAGAACCAGCAGCAGAUACGAGGUCACGGUGGACCUGAAGGAUGGCAGGAUGGCUCCGGGUGGGCGGGGCUACCUGAGGCUGCUCCAGGCUCUGACGUCACGCCUGAAGCUGCAGAUGGACUUCCUGAUCUCGCAUCAUCCGGGGGGCAGGGCCUCGCUGCGCCCCCUCCUAUCUCGCUGCAGUUGGUCGGAACGCAGACCGGCGGUCGGCUGUCGUGCCCUGAGCCGCUUGGUCUGCCCCCCCUUACGGUCAUGUGACCCCCACGACCUCCUGGAGUGGAUCGGCGCCGUGGACGCCGCCGUCAGCCGUGAGAAUUCAUCCAGUGACUUCCUGUCUACGCUCACCUGUCUGGAACCGGAGGCGACCGUGAGCCGGGCGGUGAGCGUGUCGGCCUGCGGCCUGCUGCUGCCGCAGGACCUGCAGCACCUGGUGGAGGAGCUGAGGCGUCACCUGCAGGAGGCCCACACCGACUCCUGGGCUUCUGUGACGGUUCAUGGCUUCACCGACAGUCCGGUGUCCUGGGGCGACGGCGAGCGCGAUGUCCUGACCGGAGGUCACGACCUCUACAACUUGCUGAUGUUCCCCGACCACACAUACCGCCUGCACCUGGCUGCUGGGGCACAGAACACCUGCCCGCCUUGAGGCAUUCGCCCGCUCUGAUGGACUUCCCUACCACCUCCAACGUCCAGCCGGGCCUCAGAGGUGGCGGGCCCCUAACGUCCCAGAUUCUGAUGGUUCGGUUCUGGUCUGUACUGGAACCAACUGGGCUAGGAUCUGAGUUUGGCCUGGAUUUACUGGGAGGAGAAAAGUGGACUCGUGUUCUGAACCGCCGGAUUUCUUAGGAUUCUCUGUCA
Molecule: messenger RNA, 1505 nt
Organism: Poeciliopsis prolifica (blackstripe livebearer)
Lineage: Eukaryota; Metazoa; Chordata; Actinopteri; Cyprinodontiformes; Poeciliidae
Product: ribonuclease P protein subunit p40-like
Biological process (GO): tRNA 5'-leader removal; tRNA 3'-end processing; endonucleolytic cleavage in ITS1 to separate SSU-rRNA from 5.8S rRNA and LSU-rRNA from tricistronic rRNA transcript (SSU-rRNA, 5.8S rRNA, LSU-rRNA)
Cellular component (GO): ribonuclease MRP complex; multimeric ribonuclease P complex
Molecular function (GO): ribonuclease MRP activity; ribonuclease P activity
Source: RefSeq, a predicted model, not a curated record